Messenger RNA from Morus notabilis, 1627 nucleotides. RefSeq names its product pentatricopeptide repeat-containing protein At5g48730, chloroplastic. The record is from RefSeq and is a predicted model, not a curated record. NCBI's taxonomy places the organism in Eukaryota, Viridiplantae, Streptophyta, Magnoliopsida, Rosales, Moraceae. The transcript has 3 exons. Gene Ontology annotation, molecular function: protein binding. The coding region runs from base 90 to 1562 and encodes 490 amino acids.
AUCAAAGCUAUGGUAGUUGAUAGUGAUACUCUCUCUCACUAAGCUUUCUCGUCCUUCUCCAGUCUCUCUCUCUCUCUCUCACGCAAACUAUGGCUUCAAUUUCAAGCCCCGCCCAUCCAUACCCGUCGGGGCCGAAUUGGAAUCGUCGGCGACUCUCAACAAAACUAUCAUCUCAAUGCCCACAAUCCACGCCCGUGAGAGCAGUAGACAUGGAGAAUGCGAAAGAGAAGGAAGCGAAGGAGAGGAAAGAGGAAGUGAACAAGAAGACGGCUUCGAGAAAAGCCAUAUCGGUGAUUCUGCGGAGGGAGGCCACAAAGGCCCUUAUUGAGACGAAGAGAGGACCAAGCAAUUCCAAGAAGCUGCUUCCCAGGACUGUUCUAGAAGCUCUUUAUGAGAGGAUUUCUGCUCUUCGCUGGGAAUCGGCUCUCAAGGUUUUUGAACUCCUACGCGAGCAGCUCUGGUAUAGGCCAAACUCUAGUGUGUACAUCAAACUAAUUGUCAUGCUGGGAAAGUGCAAACAACCCGAAAAGGCUUUCGAGCUCUUUCAAACUAUGGUUGAGGAAGGCUGUCCUGUAAACCAUGAAUCCUAUACUGCCCUUUUAUCCGCAUAUGGUAGGAGCACCCGCUUUAACCAAGCAUUUUCCCUCCUCGAGUAUAUGAAGAACACCCCAGAUUUACAACCUGAUGUCCACACUUACACGGUCCUCAUCAAGUCGUGCCUGCAUUUUUCUGAUUUCGACAAAGUUGAAGCAUUGCUCUCGGACAUGGAAGCUCAGGGGAUCAGACCCAGCACGGUCACGUACAAUGUCCUGAUUGAUGCAUAUGGGAAAGCUAGAAAGUUUGCGGAGAUGGAAGCAGUGUUAGUAGAAAUGCUUCAACAAGAAGAAUGUGAGCCGGACGUUUGGACCAUGAACUCGACGUUGAGAGCCUUUGGUGGCAGUGGGCAGAUAGAAACAAUGGAGAAGUGUUACGACAAGUUUCAAAGAGCUGGGAUCGAACCCAACAUCAAGACCUUCAACAUCCUCCUGGAUUCCUAUGGAAAAGCCGGCGAAUAUGAGAAAAUGGGCGCCGUAAUGGAGUACAUGCAGAAAUACCAUUACUCGUGGACUAUUGUCACAUACAAUGUGGUAAUAGAUGCAUUUGGGAGAGCCGGGGAUUUGAAGCAGAUGGAGUACUUAUUCAGGCUAAUGCGGUCAGAGAGGAUCAAGCCGAGUUGUGUCACGCUUUGUUCCCUUGUGAGGGCUUAUGCGCAAGCGGGAAAACCUGAAAAGAUUGGUGGCGUUUUGCGUUUCAUCGAGAAUUCGGAUGUCACAUUGGACACCAUCUUUUUCAACUGUCUGGUGGAUGCUUAUGGGAGGCUGGGAUGCCUUGCGGAGAUGAAGGAGGUGUUGGAGAUGAUGAAGCAAAAUGGAUGUAAGCCUGAUAAGGUUACAUACAGAACCAUGAUCAAAGCUUAUUCUUCCAAUGGGAUGGCUGGCCAGGCAAAGGAGCUUCGUAAUUUUAUCGAGUCGGAAGAAGGAAGGCAACUAACUGUGUUGAAAAAGGCAAAGCCCGACUUUUGAUUCGACAAUUUUAAAGGCUUUGUACAUUAUUAAGAUCUCCGUACAUUGUACAUUGUCAUUCUUGU